Lepus europaeus (European hare) is the source of this 6673-nucleotide messenger RNA. RefSeq names its product ATPase phospholipid transporting 9A (putative) (gene ATP9A). Gene Ontology annotation, cellular component: trans-Golgi network; endosome; plasma membrane. Bases 1 to 3363 code for a protein of 1120 amino acids. The record is from RefSeq and is a predicted model, not a curated record. Gene Ontology annotation, molecular function: ATP hydrolysis activity; magnesium ion binding; ATPase-coupled intramembrane lipid carrier activity. NCBI's taxonomy places the organism in Eukaryota, Metazoa, Chordata, Mammalia, Lagomorpha, Leporidae. The transcript has 28 exons. Gene Ontology annotation, biological process: phospholipid translocation; endocytosis; retrograde vesicle-mediated transport, Golgi to endoplasmic reticulum.
AUGGUGCGCCCGUGUCCGUCGGUCGGGCCGCGCGGGCGGCUCCGCGCGUGGCCCGGCGCUCGCGACCUCGCCCCUUCGCUGCGGGCCCGGCCCGCCCGCUGCCGCCGCCUCCUCCCCCGGGGCGGCGCGGCGCCGGCGGGCGGCGGCGCGGAGGCCGGACCGGGCGGCGGCCCAGGCGGCGCGGGGGGCGCGGCGGCCAAGGCGGGCUGCGCCGCCGACAUGACGGACAACAUCCCGCUGCAGCCGGUGCGCCAGAAGAAGCGGAUGGACAGCAGGCCCCGCGCCGGGUGCUGUGAGUGGCUGAGAUGCUGUGGUGGAGGGGACCCCAGGCCCCGCACGGUCUGGUUGGGGCACCCCGAGAAGAGGGACCAGAGGUAUCCUCGAAAUGUCAUCAACAACCAGAAGUACAACUUCUUCACCUUUCUUCCUGGGGUGCUGUUCAACCAGUUCAAGUACUUCUUCAACCUCUAUUUCUUACUUCUCGCCUGUUCCCAGUUUGUUCCUGAGAUGCGGCUCGGCGCGCUCUACACCUACUGGGUUCCCCUGGGCUUCGUGCUGGCUGUCACCAUCAUCCGGGAGGCAGUGGAGGAGAUCCGAUGCUACGUGCGGGACAAGGAAGUCAACUCCCAGGUCUACAGCCGGCUCACAGCAAGAGGCACGGUGAAGGUGAAGAGCUCCAGCAUCCAGGUGGGGGAUCUCAUCAUUGUGGAGAAGAACCAGCGGGUGCCUGCCGACAUGAUCUUCCUGAGGACGUCCGAAAAAAACGGGUCUUGCUUCUUGCGGACUGACCAGCUGGACGGAGAGACGGACUGGAAGCUGCGUCUCCCCGUGGCCGGCACACAGAGGCUCCCCACUGCCGCCGACCUUCUUCAGGUCCGAUCGUACGUGUAUGCCGAGGAGCCCAACAUUGACAUUCACCACUUUGUGGGGACAUUCACCAGGGAGGACAGCGACCCUCCAGUCAGCGAGAGCCUGGGCAUCGAGAACACGCUGUGGGCCGGCACCGUGGUGGCGUCAGGCACCGUGGUGGGCGUGGUCCUCUACACCGGCAGGGAGCUGCGCAGCGUGAUGAACACGUCAAACCCCCGGAGCAAGAUCGGCCUGUUUGACCUGGAGGUGAACUGUCUCACCAAGAUCCUCUUUGGCGCGCUGGUGGUGGUCUCACUGGUCAUGGUCGCCCUCCAGCACUUUGCUGGCCGCUGGUACCUGCAGAUCAUCCGUUUCUUGCUCUUGUUUUCUAACAUCAUCCCCAUCAGCUUGCGCGUGAACCUGGACAUGGGCAAGAUCGUGUACAGCUGGGUGAUUCGAAGGGACUCGGAAAUCCCCAGCACCGUGGUCCGCUCCAGCACCAUCCCCGAGCAGCUGGGCAGGAUUUCGUACCUGCUCACCGACAAGACAGGGACUCUCACCCAGAACGAGAUGGUUUUCAAACGGCUGCAUCUGGGGACCGUGGCCUAUGGCCUCGACUCGAUGGAUGAGGUGCAGAGCCACAUAUUCAGCAUCUACACUCAGCAGUCCCAGGAGCCACCGGCGCAGAAGGGCCCCACGGUCACCACCAAGGUGCGCCGGACCAUGAGCAGCCGCGUGCACGAGGCCGUGAAGGCCAUCGCGCUCUGCCACAACGUGACACCCGUGUACGAGUCCAACGGCGUGACCGACCAGGCCGAGGCCGAGAAGCAGUACGAGGACUCUUGCCGUGUGUACCAGGCGUCCAGCCCCGACGAGGUGGCUCUGGUACAGUGGACGGAAAGCGUGGGCUUAACCCUGGUGGGCCGAGACCAGUCGUCCAUACAGCUGAGGACCCCUGGCGACCAGAUCCUGAACUUCACCAUCCUGCAGCUCUUCCCGUUCACCUACGAGAGCAAGCGCAUGGGCAUCAUCGUGAGGGACGAGUCCACGGGAGAGAUCACGUUUUACAUGAAGGGGGCCGACGUGGUCAUGGCGGGCAUCGUGCAGUACAACGACUGGCUGGACGAAGAGUGCGGCAACAUGGCCCGGGAAGGGCUGCGGGUGCUGGUGGUGGCCAAGAAGUGUCUAGCGGAGGAGCAGUACCAGGACUUCGAGGCCCGCUACGUCCAGGCCAAGCUGAGUGUGCACGACCGCUCGCUCAAAGUGGCCACCGUGAUCGAGAGCCUGGAGAUGGAGAUGGAGCUGCUGUGCCUGACGGGCGUGGAGGACCAGCUGCAGGCCGACGUGCGGCCCACCCUGGAGACCCUGAGGAACGCCGGCAUCAAGGUUUGGAUGCUGACUGGUGACAAGCUGGAGACGGCCACGUGCACGGCCAAGAACGCCCACCUGGUGACCAGAAACCAGGACAUUCACGUGUUCCGGCUGGUGAGCAACCGUGGAGAGGCCCACCUGGAGCUGAACGCCUUCCGUAGGAAGCAUGACUGUGCUCUCGUCAUCUCGGGAGACUCCUUGGAGGUGUGCCUCAAGUACUACGAGUAUGAGUUCAUGGAGCUGGCCUGCCAGUGCCCGGCCGUGGUCUGCUGCCGCUGCGCCCCCACCCAGAAGGCCCAGAUCGUGCGCCUGCUGCAGGAACGCACCGGGAAGCUCACCUGUGCAGUGGGUGACGGGGGCAACGACGUCAGCAUGAUUCAGGAGUCCGACUGCGGCGUGGGCGUGGAAGGCAAGGAAGGAAAGCAGGCUUCGCUGGCUGCAGACUUCUCCAUCACUCAGUUCAAGCACCUUGGCCGGUUACUCAUGGUGCACGGCCGGAACAGCUACAAGCGCUCAGCUGCCCUCAGCCAGUUCGUGAUCCACAGGAGCCUUUGUAUCAGCACCAUGCAGGCCGUCUUCUCCUCCGUGUUCUACUUCGCCUCUGUCCCCCUCUACCAAGGAUUCCUCAUCAUCGGGUACUCCACCAUUUACACCAUGUUUCCCGUAUUCUCCUUGGUCCUGGACAAGGACGUCAAGUCCGACGUCGCCAUGCUCUACCCUGAGCUCUACAAGGACCUCCUCAAGGGGCGGCCGCUGUCCUACAAGACUUUCUUAAUCUGGGUUCUGAUCAGCAUCUACCAAGGGAGCACCAUCAUGUACGGGGCACUGCUGCUGUUCGAGUCGGAGUUUGUGCACAUCGUAGCCAUCUCCUUCACGUCGCUCAUCCUCACCGAGCUGCUCAUGGUGGCGCUCACCAUCCAGACCUGGCACUGGCUCAUGACGGUGGCCGAGCUGCUCAGCCUGGCCUGCUACAUCGCCUCCCUGGUGUUCCUCCAUGAGUUCAUCGACGUAUACUUCAUCGCCACGCUGUCAUUCCUGUGGAAGGUGUCGGUCAUCACGCUGGUCAGCUGUCUGCCGCUCUACGUGCUCAAGUACCUGCGAAGGCGCUUCUCCCCGCCCAGCUACUCGAAGCUCACGUCCUAGGCUGUGUGCCGGCCGAGGGGCCCCGGGCUCUGCGCUUUCCUGAUGGCCUGAGUUCGAGUUCCAUCUCUGUUAACCACCAUCGUGGAUUUUGCAGUAAUUGCUGACACGUGCGGUUCUUGGUGUGCCGAGGCUCCACCCCAACCGGGGCCUGGCACCGCCCAGACGGAGGGAGGUUCCUAAGAGGGCCCCCACCGCAUCCCCGGUUCCCUGGUUCCUAGGCGAGCGAAUGUGGAUGGGCCACCACAGGGCUCAGCUGAGACUGAGAUGGUCCCUGUGCGGGCUUCGUUACGACUUGAAUCUUGUCAUCAUGUGAUAAAAGUUUCUGUCUAGUUGGAGGUUGUAGAAAGCUUGUGUUCUGAUUUUUUUUUUUUAAACAGCCUAAUGUAUAGGUAUUCAUUUAAGUUUUUCUCUUAAAAAGUGGUGUCUGAAAAAUAGAAAGCUCUUGGCGUAGGUUUGGGGGAGAAACAAAAACAGUGCCACCUGGUGCGAAGCGACGCGCACAGCUGUGUCCACGUGGAGAUGCCGAGCGUCGGGGCAGCCUCCCGCCCCACAGCCGCGUGCGUUCCGGGAGCGUGCGACGCGUGGAGCAGAGGGGCGGGAGCCGAGCCGGCCUCCUCGAGCCGGCCUCCUCGGAGCCAGCAGCACUUCCCUGCCACUUCGUAAGAGGACCUCUGAGGCGCGAUGGUGCUUUGCUGGGACAAGGACGGAGCCAGUGGCUCUCCGAGGACAGCCCCGACGUCUUCGGCAGGAAGCGGGCGCUGAGCGGCCCCGAGACGUGUCGACAGCGUGAUAAGAGACUCGGCUAAUUCUCUAGACAACGCGGCAGAUGUGACUCAGAUCCGCUGGGCGCGAGGCGGAAAGGUCAGGGGGCCGGGGCUGCUCCUGCACAGAAGUCUGUUUCCUGUUAGGGGGGAUUAUUGCGGGUGGACGGACAGAGGCGGAGGCGUCUUGCCCUGCUGCCACUCACGGUGGCCACUCUGGAAGCAAGGAGCCCGGGGCGGGGGCCCAGGCUGCAGCCGCGGGCCCCGGAUCUCUUCCACUGCCUGCGGCUUUCAGGGGGACUCGCCGAAAGGCAGCCGGUGGCCGGGACUCUGCCCACCGGGGUGGACUGCAUGCAUGCGUGUGUGUUUCCUGUAGCUGCAGCUGCUGCUGUCGGAGGGAGGGAGUUUGCAAGCCCUGGACGUGGCAGGGCGAGGCAUGCUUGGGUUUUCUUGCCGAAGCCACGUGUGCACGCCGUGGAGGGUUCAGUCGCUGGGUCUUAAGGGCUGAGAGCGGCCAAUGUCUGGGACGUGUGGUUAAUUCCGUAUGAAUGCGUCACCUUCAGGUCCGGAUGCUGAGACUCACUCCCGGAGAGCCCCUUGCUUUUGGAAUGCUCCCGGUAUGCUCCCGGUGUUUUGCGUUGCCCUUUUAAAAUCCUCCCAAAGUAACAGCAGGUGGCAGGUGCUGAGACAUCGGCUAAGGAUAACAUAUCCACAAGUGGUCUUUGAAAAGUUCGUGGAAAAUGCCCAUUUUGAAAUUUCUUUGCACCAAAAUAAACUUCUAAGUCUGUUUUUCCAUGAACCUUUUGAAGGCCCUGGUGUUGUAAGAUUCUGCCAUCACGGAGCGUUCUCCCUGAUUCGGCCCGAGCGGCUGGUGGCUUAGGAGUGGGGUCUUUGUCCAGAGUUGCAGAGGGGGUGAGCGAUUCUGCCUCCUUCCCUGAGCGCUCCUAAGUGGGUCGUUUCAAAGGCAGCAGAGAGAGCCGUGCUCAAUGUUUCUGUGUCCUUGGAGGUCAGCGUGUGAAAGAGCCAUUCUGCUCUGAAUUAGCCAGCCCUGAGCCUGGCGCUGGCACCGACGCAGGAUGGCCCACGCAGGAGGGUCAUGGGGGAUGCUCGGCGGGAACUUACAGGUGUUUCCAGCAGAUCGUUAGAAAGUUCAUGGGAAAAAAGCACAUUGUGAAAAGUCCAUGCAUGGAUUUCCAAACUUGUUUUUGCGCCAGAGUAAAUUUGAAUGUCGUGUUGCCAUGAACUGAAGUAGCCACGUCCCAGGCCCAGGUGAGCGAGCCGUCGUCUUCCAUGCCGUCAGCUCUUCUCCAACAUUUCUUUACUUCGUUCACUGCUGAACAUUUCGGAUGUACUGACGAUACUAUUUUUUUUUUUUAAAGAUUUAUUCAUUUAUUUAUUUGAAAGGCAGAGUGUCAGAGAGAGAGAGAGAGAGACAGACAGACAGACAGACAGAGAGGUCUUCCAUCUGCUGGUUCACUCCCCAAAUGGCCACAGCAGCCAGGGCUGGGCCAGGCUGAAACCAGGAGCCAGGAGCUUCUUCCAGGUCUCCUCCUGGGUACCAGAGCCCUCUAGGGCUGUCUAGAACUCAGCCCAUCCUCGGCUGCUUUCCCAGGCGCAUGAGCAGGGAGCUGGAUCGGAAGCAGAGCAACUGGGACUCCAACGGACACUGCAAAGUGGGAUGCUAGCGUCAGAAGCAGUGGCUUAACUUACGGUGCCCCGAUGUAUUUUCCGUUGUGUGCUCAUUGGAAAUGACACGUUAGUGCCUGUUGGUUUUUUCUGCAGACCUUUGUCUUGAUGCUUGUCUUGUUUUUGCUGGGGUGCACACGGGCACGUGCUCUUGGCUCUGCAGGCAGCAUUUGAAAUCCCCGGGGGAUGGCGAAUGAGCCGCAGGCAGCCUCUGCCCCAUCCUGUUUCAAGCAAACAUCUAUCGGCUGUUUUACUCUGGAACCCUUUUGUGUGUUUGAAGUGUGUGUGUGCUUCAGUACGUCCAUGGGACCUGGAAUUAAAUGAGAAGGUGCAUCAAACAGGGUUGAAAUGCAUGCAUGUGAAGAUUUGAAAAAGAUAAUGAAAAAUGCAUAUGCUGAAAGAACUUGCAUAGAUUUCUACCCUUUUUUGCACCAGAAUAAAUUCAUAUUUCAAUUUCAUUUUCCCCAAACUUUUUGAAGGAUCUGGAGUUUUAUUUUUUCUUUUUUAAGAAAUGCUUGGUUUUCAUUGCAUUAAAAUUCCUGUACUCCCAGGUCUGUUUUUGUUUUAAAAAUACACAAGAAGCUUUGUAAAUACAACAGGUUUGAUUUCUGCCCCUUUCUUUUGAUGUACAGCUUUUUGUUGUUUACAUAUACUCUGAAUAUUUCCAUUCAUUACAUCCAUCCCUUCCUGGGGGGGGGGGAGCCCGCGUUCUGUUGUGGAGUGGAACUGAGCGUGCACUGGUCCUCCUUGCCUGGAGUGCCCACGCCUCGCUUGCUCGCUCCGAAGCCAGGCACCUGUGCACCUGUGCCAGGGUUGGAGGUGUGGUCUGUGAAGGUGGCUGGGCAGUGUGGGUGAAUAUUGUG